Messenger RNA from Hydra vulgaris (swiftwater hydra), 2464 nucleotides. Lineage: Eukaryota; Metazoa; Cnidaria; Hydrozoa; Anthoathecata; Hydridae. The record is from RefSeq and is a predicted model, not a curated record.
CAAACUUUUUAGUCCCUGUGUAAUAAGUUUAAAGAAAUGACAGCCGUUUCAUUAUAUGAUGAUGAUCAAACUGAUUAUUUAAUUGAUGAUAAAGAAUCAAGAAAAAUUAGUAGAAAAUCUAGUACUCUAAGUCGAGAGGUCACUGAAACAGAACUAGUUUAUCAUGAUUUGGAAUAUGUUAUUCCUGUGAAAGAAAAGAGAAAAAAAUUUAACAAGACUAUUUUGACAGGAUGCUCGGGCAUUAUGAGACCUGGAUUGAAUGCAAUAAUGGGACCUACUGGUUCAGGGAAAACCACGUUGUUGGAUUUAUUGGGUGGUCGUAAAGAUAAAAGAUUUUUAAAGGGGCAUGUGUUUGUUAAUGGAAUACCGCAAACCAGUGAUUUCAAACUGUCUUCUGGUUUUGUUGUUCAGGAUGAUGUUGUAAUGGGCACACUUACUGUACGUGAAAAUCUUUAUUUUUCUGCAAAUUUACGAUUGCCAAGUACGUUUAGUAGUUCUCAUAGAAAGGAUCGUGUGGAAACAAUAAUUAAAGACUUGCAAUUAACUCUUUGUGCUGAUACACUGGUUGGCGCUCAAAAUCGAAGAGGAAUAUCAGGUGGUGAACGCAAAAGAACAUGCAUUGGAAUGGAGCUUGUCACAUCUCCAAAUGUUUUGUUUCUUGAUGAACCAACUACUGGUCUUGAUGCUUCAACAGCUGUUGUUGUUAUGAAACUACUCAGAAAGCAAGCAGCAAAAGGACGUACUAUUAUAUUUUCCAUCCAUCAGCCACGAUACAGCAUCUUUAAAUUGUUUGAUAAUCUUACAUUGUUGGUUAAGGGCCAGACUGUUUAUAAUGGAGAUGCUAAGUUGUCCAUGUCAUAUUUUGAAUCUCUAGGUUACAUGUGUGAAACAUUUAAUAACCCAGCUGACUUUUAUAUGGAUGUACUCUCAGAUGAAAAGAUGUCAGUUGAAGAUGGUUCAAAUACAGAGGAACCAGUUAAAAAAGUGUCGAAUGAAUCAUUAGUAAAAAUGUAUAAAAAUUCGGACAUGCAUGUGAAAACAAUGAGUGAAAUAAAAUCUGUUUAUGAUAGUUCAAAAUAUAUUGAUGAAGUUGAAGUUCGCAAUAAAAAUCAGUACCCAUCCUCAUUUUUUAGACAAAUUCGAUUUCUCUCAGUGAGAUCAAUGAAAAAUAUGGUUCGUGAUCCAAGAGGUCUAAUAUCUCAGCUUUUUGUAGGUGUUGUUAAUGCAGCAAUUACUGGAGCUAUUUAUUGGCGCCUUAAAAAUGAUUCUGCAGGGAUUCAAAAUAGGGAAGGACUUUUUUAUUUUAUACUGAUGAACCAAGUAUUUUCUAACUUGAGUGCUAUUUCAAUUUUUUACAAUGAAAGACCCAUUUUUCGAAAUGAAUGUUCAAAUGGAUAUUACAGAAUUUCUUCAUACUUUUUAUCCAAGUUGUUCUUUGAUGUGCUUCCUUUACGUAUUAUACCCUUAAUUGUAUUUUCACUCAUGGUUUACUUUAUGACAGGUUUAAAGUUAGGAGUGGAUAAUUUCUUUAUAUUUGUGGUAUCACUCUUAACGGCCAAUCUCACUGGUUCUUCGAUCUGUAUUUUUGUUAGUAGCAGCACAAGUAACAUAGCUGUUGCUAAUUUACUGGUCACUCUUCCAUUUGUAUUUAUGCAAGUGUUCAGUGGAUUUCUGCUGAAUUUAGCUAGCAUUACUAAAGUUUUAAGGUGGUUGCAGUAUCUAAGUAUAUUUAGGUACUCUCUUGCUAGCUUAGAAAUUAAUGAACUUAAAGGUAUGACGUUUUCAGAUUGCCCAACAAAAAAUCAGACUUGCACUGGAGAUCAACAUUUAGAAAAACAAGGUUUUGAUUCAACUUUUCUCUGGCUAAAUCAAGUAAUUUUGAUUAGUGCGGCAAGCUUUUUAUACUUUUUAGCAUAUUUACAGUUGAGGCGGAUGAAAAAAACUGUUUAAACUCAUAGUUAUACUGAAAGUAAGAAUUUGAACUUUUAACGUAAUUCAUUUUUUGUUGUGUUUACAGAAUACUUGUUUUAAGUAGAGUUUUUAUGAUUAUACUCGAAUAUGAUUUUAUAAAAAAUUAUAUUUUUUUUAUAGUAUUUAUAUAAGAUUUGGAAACAAUAAAGUAACAAGAAUCAAUAACUAUCGAUAUCUUUUUUUUUAGCUCAUUUGUUUUAAUCUAAGUUAUUUCAUAGCGAGCUUUUUUAUUUUUUGCUUCAUAAUCUUAGUGGAUCUUAAAGGAUCUUUUUACGUUUAAUAGACAUGUAUUUUGUAACCACAGUCCAUUCUUUUUAUUGAAUCAUGAUUUUAAAUAAUUUUAUAGGUGUAAUUAAGAUAUUUGUUAUAAUUUAUUUGGAAUUUAUAUAAUAAAACAGAAUUUUUUAAUUAUCUAAAAUAAAAUUUUACCUAUAUAUUUUUUCUAUAUUCUUUAAACUUUAUAUGAAUGAAAUGUUUUAACUGUUUCUAUCGA